Messenger RNA from Calliphora vicina (urban bluebottle blowfly), 459 nucleotides. RefSeq names its product lectin subunit alpha-like. The transcript has a single exon. Lineage: Eukaryota; Metazoa; Arthropoda; Insecta; Diptera; Calliphoridae. The record is from RefSeq and is a predicted model, not a curated record. The coding region runs from base 1 to 459 and encodes 152 amino acids.
AUGAGUUUGGUAACCAUUGAUACUGAAAUUAAAUCUCAAGACAUCACAGACUUAUUGACAGAAAUACAAGUAUUUGACAGACAUAUACAUCUAUGGAUUGGUGGCGCUGGUAGAGGAACUAAAUUUUUUUGGGUUUCAACGGGUAAACAAUUCAUUUAUACCAACUGGGCUACUAAUACACCAUACUAUCAAGGCGAUGAUACAUAUUGCACUCAAAUUGGCUGGAGGGAUGAUAUAAAAUGGUUUGAUUAUUGGUGCUAUAGAAAAAAUGGUUUUAUGUGCGAAUACAGUCUUUAUUAUCAUUGUCAAGAAGAAAUGCACACGAAAUUGCAAGAGGAAAUAAAGAAACAAGAUGAGUUGAAACUUAAGUUGGAAGAAAUGCUGUCUGCACCCAAAGUUGACAGCGAAAGUAAGCAAUUUCGUGAUUUAAUUUUGAACAUUAAUCAAUCAAAAUGUUAA